Messenger RNA from Marchantia polymorpha subsp. ruderalis, 3360 nucleotides. The record is from the annotation of a GenBank genome assembly. Lineage: Eukaryota; Viridiplantae; Streptophyta; Marchantiopsida; Marchantiales; Marchantiaceae.
AGCUACGGCGGAGCGAGAGCAGAUGCUCAUGAUGAGGGGCUGUUGUCUUAUCUAGCGCUCGUAUCGUAUUUAAUUGCAUCUCCUAGCGCAGAUGGCUUCAUGUGUAUUCAUAUCUCAUCCAUGCGAGUUCGCUGGGCUACGUUACGGUCCGGUCCGGUCCGGCGGUAUGGUAUGGUAUGGUCUGGUCUGGUCUGCUCUGGACUCGUGACUCGGCUGGGGCUGGAACGUUGUGCUUUGGUGCUCGACGGAGACGAGGAGGAUGACGUGAGAGCCCGCGCAUGUGAGUACACGAGCCGUUUCUUUUCAUUUGAGCUCGGGCGCAAGAAAGAGCGAGAGAGCGAGAGCCUUGCAGACGUAGAUGCAGACGCAGGAGGCGAGCGAGGGAUGCUUGUGCAGCCGCUGCGCAGGUGAAGGAAUUGAUGAAGCGGUCAGACAAGGCAGUGCGGCGUUGAUUUGCGACUGGCGAGGGCGAGAGCGAGAGAGAAUGCUCAGGGUGGCCGGCGAGUUGACGGAGACAUGAGAGGAGGAAGAGUUAUGCAUGAGGAGCUGCUGCUGCUGAGAGAGAGAGAGAGAGAGGUUGGUCGUACCCUCCUCGCCGCAGUAGUCGCGCUGAGUGAGUGGAGCUCUGGAACGUGUGGGUCCGUAAUGAGUGGAGCUUUCUGAAAUUCUGAAAUUCUGAGAUCUCACUCGCGAGAGUUUCUUCGCUUGUGAGAAAGAAAGAGGAUUUACUGUAUCCGUGGCGAGAGAACAGAGACACUGCGAGUACAGCGAAUAGCGGCAGCAGCAGCAGCAGCUCCACCGGGGAAGAGAGAGAGAGAGAGAGAGAGAGAGAGAGAGAAGGAGAUAUGGGGUGUACGAUGGUAGCAGCAGUUCCAACGCGGACCGAAUGGUAGAACGGAUGCCUUGUACGGAAUGCAAUUGAAAGCGGAUUUAGAUUGGCAGACCCAAAUUAGAUCCUGCAGUGCGAGGUGAUCUUACCUUUGUCAGGCAAGGGGAAGGGGCUGGGAGUUUGUGGGUGUAUAAAGCUGACGGCAGCAGGUAAGGUAGGGUGUGCAUGUGGCCAAGUUACAUGCAAAUUACUAGCGAGUUGCUUCUGGCGCUGCUGCGAAUGAAGGGCUCCGAAAGUGAAAGGGAAUCUGGAAAGGGCAUGUAGACCUUGAUCCGAGAACGUCGCGUGGGAGGAAAUCACAUAUUACACGUGUUCAAUCGGCGGAUUUCGGAUGAAUCAUUCCUAUUGCUGGUGCUAGAGAUGGUGGAGUCCGAACUCUAGCAUUACUCUUCGCCCCUCGUAAAUUUAGCUCGUACCUGGGAGCUUGCCGAGUACUGACUGGGUCCAUAUCGCCCGAGCAAGGCCGUGACGCUCAGUGAGUAAUUCCUACCUCACGAAGAUCAUCUGUGGCAGGUGGAUACUCGAGCGAGUCAACCGACAGCCGAGAGUACUCUCUUCAAUGUCGUCUCGAAUGGACUCAGACUGCGAGGAGAAGCAGGGCACCACCAAUGUAGACGAACGAGAUGUCCGAACUCUUCGGGUCACGUGUAACAAAAGUCGGAAGCACCUGGUGGCUGCCUCAUUGCCGAAUGGCGAGUUCGCUCCCGAUGGGAGUGUAACUCCCAAGAGCUGGAUUACCACGUCUUUCAUUCUGAAUGGGCUCUUUCUCAUGUUCGUGCUGCUAUCGUACAUGAAGCAUGAUACUGCGUCACCUCUCAAAGUCGCCGAAAUUGCAAUCCCCGCAGCCAUCUGCCCUGCAAGCAAAUUAAUUGAGAUCACAGCCAACGAUCCUUGCUCCGGUCAUGGAGUGUAUGAAGUGGACUUUGAAACGGAGCACGGAACUUGUCGAUGCCACUCUUGCUUCAGUGGAAGAGAUUGUUCAGCAACUGACGACAUGUGCGUCAUUGACCUCUACCAAGGGGAUCCUACCAUGUAUGAAAACUACUGGCGCGAACAUGGGGAUUCCUGUACGACGACUAUUCUCGGGUGGCAGCGGAUGAGUUACUACGCCAACAGCAAGCAGUUUUUUUUCGUGCAAACGGAGCUGGACCAAGUGAUUCGCUCUCUUCAUGACGUGAUUGGCAAUGCUGUAACCGAGGGCAGGCACAUCGUCAUCGGUGUCGGUUCCACUCAACUCUUCCAGGCUGCAUUGUAUGCCUUGUCGCCUCCGGACCGCGCCACUCCCACCAAAGUGGUGUCUGUUGCACCAUUCUACUCGUCAUAUCCGACAAUAACAGAUUAUCUCAAGUCUUCGUUAUAUCAGUGGGCUGGAGACGCAUCUGUCUAUCGGCCACAAUCAGACGACUCAUACAUCGAGCUGGUCACGACUCCCAACAAUCCCACGGGUGAAGUCCGGCAGUCGGUUGUGAGCGGCGGCGCCGGCUUCCCGGUGCAUGAUUUGGCCUACUACUGGCCGCACCACACGCCGAUCACUUCCCCUGCAGAUCAUGACCUCAUGCUGUUCACAGUCUCGAAGAGCACUGGACACGCCGGCACGAGGAUAGGCUGGGCACUCGUCAAGGACCUGAAAGUCGCACAGAAGAUGGCCAAGUUUAUCGAGCUGAAUACGAUUGGUGUUUCGAAGGACGCGCAAAUUCGUGCGGCUCAUAUUUUGCGAGCAGUGACAAGGCAAUAUCGAGAGUUGGGAGGGAAAAUCCCUUACACUCUCGAGAAGACGAGGUCUGGUCAAAUUGAGGAGCGAAUUGGUGCCAAACAACUGUUCCAUUUCGCUGCAGCGGAGAUGUCUUACAGAUGGCAGCGUCUUCGAUCCGUCUUGACCAAGGGGACGCGUUUUAGUGUACCCGAAUUUCAGCCAGCAUGGUGCACAUUUUUCGGUGAAAUUCGAAGCCCUGCUCCAGCUUUUGCUUGGCUGCGGUGCAACGAGGAGGCGGAUUGCGAGCGAUUUUUACGGCACAGCGGCAUUCUCACCAGGAGUGGAGGCUACUUUGGGUCGAACACGAGUUUCGUGAGGUUGAGCAUGCUGGACCGGAGAGCGAGCUUCGAGAUUUUGAUCGAUAGAUUAGAGAAAUUGCAGUCUGCAGUCGACAUGUCGUAGCAAUCUAGCUUCAGCACCUCUAUUACAAUGUCGUACUGCAAAUUAGUACGUAGAACCAACUAGCGGUUAUAGCAAGGGCGACGAUGACGACGACGACUUCGAGCAGCAAUAGUUUUCGGCUGUGCCUGAAGGCACAUCUUGGUUCGCUCCGCAUGCCGUCGCCCCUUUAGAUAUAGCACAGUGAAGUGGACUAGCUCACCCUCACCCUCACCCUCAUGGCUGCACAAGGCCGUGCAAACAUUUUCCAGCCGAACUUUCGUGUACGUAAACUACUUUUUGUAAAGAGAUGAAAUAUAGCACAUGCAGACCUUCCCCC